AUGGAAGACACAGUGCCGCCAGCCGCAGCACAAGCCAUCAUCACAGCCUCCAACCUCCUCAACGACGAGCAGCAGUGCCACAAAGCCGCGGCCCACUUCACCCAAGCCUUUCGACUCGCACCGCAACUAGCAACGGCAUUCGCGGAGGAGUUCGCGGAGGCGGCGGACGCGCUCGCCACGCACCGGUCGCAAAACAAAGGCAGUGAGGAGGCGUGGCGCGCCGUCGUGGGCGCCUACCUGACCUGCAUCAACGCCUGCCCCGCCAACGCCCUGCUCCUGACGCGCCUCGGCGUCGCCGCGCACGCGCGCGGCAAGCUCGUGGAGGCGCGGGCGGCGUUCGUGAAAGCGGCGACCCUCGACGACGCCGUCGCGGCCGAGGCGGCGCGACGGUGCGGCGCCGCGCUCAUAGAAAACUGGCACUGACGCAUGCUCGCGGACACGGCGCGGAACGAGUUCUUCGCCGGUGCGGUGGCGCGGGCGGUCGCCGCCGGGGCAACGACCGUCUUGGACGUCGGGAGCGGGACCGGAUUAUUGGCGAUGGCCGCGGCGCGGGCCGGCGCGGCGCGCGUCGACGCCGUCGAGCGGUGCCCGGCGAUGGCGCGCGUCUGCAGCGAGGUGCUGCGCCUGAAUAGGAGCGACGUCACCCUGCACUGCGCCGAGUCGACGCGUUACGGAACGGAUAUCAGGUACGACGUCGUCGUCGCCGAGGUCGUCGACGCCGCUUUGUUUGGCGAGGGCUGCCUCGCGACGCUGGCUGAUGUUUCAAAGCGGCUGGCGCACGAUACAACGAAAAUUAUACCGCGACGCGCCGCGUUGUACGCCGUCGCGGUGCAGUCGCCCGAGCUGCGGAGCCGCUACGCGGCCGGAGCCGCGCGGGCGCGCGAGCCGUAUACGGUGUGCGACCUCGACGCGACGCCCCAUACGAAACUGGCGACGUUGGACCUCGGCGAGCUCGACUUGGUAAGUGUCGCCCUGCAGGGCAGACGGGAGACGGUGCUCGGCGAGGCCGAGGCUGUUGUAAUGCAAGGGGGGCGCCUCGAGGGCUUCGCCGUGUACUUCGAGCUGCGAGACGGGGACGCGCGGCUCACGACGGCGCCGGCCCUCUACGCCGGGAAUACACCGCGUGCGGUGUCCUGGACCCAGGCCCUCUUCCACGUCGACGCCGCGCCCGUCGUCAAGGCGGGCGACGUUUUGAGAUUAAGAGCGUCGGUCGCGCCCGACGGCGGCAUCGACGUCCUGCGGCUGGCCUACGGCAUCAACGACGCGCCCUCCCAAGCGACGGCCGCCGUGAGCGACGACGCCCCGUCCGCCGACGACGUCGAGCGCGCGAACGAUGGCGUCUACGCCGCGGCGCACGCGCGCGCCGUGCAAAAGGCAGUCGCCGAGACGAACGCCCCGGUCUGCGAGUGCGGUCUGUUCGCCGGGUCGACUCCAACGCCGGGUCAGGUCGUCGUCUCCCACGCGCCCGUCGAGGCUUCCGGGCUCCUGCGGCCGGCUGCUUUUGACCUGCCGCUCGCGCGGGCCGUCCGCGUCGUGCCGCGCGCGGCGACGUGCGUGGGCCGCCUCGUCGCGUCUCCAUCAUUGCGACGGGCCUACUUCUGCGACGAGGCGCUGGGUUUCGACGUCAAGCCGCUGAACGCCUUCGCGUCGCCUAUCGCAAGGGACGUCGACCCGCGCGCGUUCUCUGAUUUGACGUACCUGACGGCGACGGGUAUGGUACGCCGCGUCGAUUUUGUGACAGGAGCGGACCCGGCCGCGGUGCCCGAGGCGUGUUCGUUAGACGUCGCGACGACAGGCGUCGCCGACGCUCUCUUAUAUUGGUGGCGCCUCGGCUACGACGCGGAGUCGCUCUCGACGCGGCCCGACCUGGAUGGGGGCGGGCCCCUGUCGCACUGGCGCUGCGCGGCGUGCGUCCUGCGGCCGGGCUUGUCUGUGAGUGAUGGUGAUACAGUGCGGAUUGCGUGCGCGGUGCGGUUCGGGUGCCUGGAGGUGUUGUCCGCGGAGGUGUUGUCUUCUGAGUGA
This is a messenger RNA of Pelagomonas calceolata, 2022 nucleotides long. The record is from the annotation of a GenBank genome assembly. NCBI's taxonomy places the organism in Eukaryota, Pelagophyceae, Pelagomonadales, Pelagomonadaceae.